CAUAUUCAUCAUGCAUGGAAGAGCCAGAUGUAUGUGAAGAAAUGACUUGUGAACAGUCGCCUGUUUGGAUCAGUGAUCCGGAAUCACAUUUUGAUAAUGUGCUUUCGAAGUCAACACAGACAUCUGAGAUGGUUGUAUUUCGGCCAACAGAAAAUAAAGGAUUCACUAUUUAACCUCGGGGUAAGGACAAGAGUGUUGGGGCCAUGCCAGUGAUGAAAGACAUAGGAACAGAGCCUACCUGUUUUGAGGCGGAUUCUUUAGAUGAUGAAGAUCUUGAGAUGGAUGAGAUGAAUGAUGCAUACCUUGCUGAUGACACUGAAGACGAUCCUGACUGGGAGCCAGAAGAUGAUUCCGAUGAGGAAUAUGCAUCAGACAAUGAAGAAAACAUUUGGGUAGACUGCAGUGAGCAGACCGACAGGCCAUACUUAGUGUAUGAAAGCUGUCUGCUGCCACUACUGUUGAUGUGUUCUGUGUGUGGCGACAGAUGCACCAUCACCAAGAAGUCGACCAGAGGAGGCCAGCUGAGAGCCUCAACUGUAUGUGGCACUGGACAUUGCAGAACAUGGGACAGUUCACCCAACAUAUGUGGAACACCACUAAAAAAAACUGGUAGUGGCAGGGGCCAUGUAUUUUAGUGGUGUCUGCCUGAGGAAGUUCAUGAACUGUUUAAGUUUCAUUAAAGUUCCCAUUUUGUCGUACAGGACUUACAUGCGUUUGCAAUCCAUUUACAUAUUGCCAGCGGUGGACAAUGUCUGGAAAAAGACACAAGCACGCCUGAGAUGCGGAUCGGUAAAUCAGUACGGCUGGGAGGGGAUGCUCGGUGUCGCUCACCUGGGCACACAGCAAAGUACGGCUCGUACACUCUCAUGGAUCUUGAGACGAACCAUGUUCUGGAUGUACAGCUUGUUCAGAGUAAUGAAGUUAAAAACUCCAAUGCUAUGGAGCUGGAAGGGUUGAAACGUGGACUAAGGAACUUGGCGACCAACCACAUCAGCGUUACUGAUCUGACGACCGACAGGCACGUUCAGGUUCGCAAGUUCAUGCGGGAAGAAAUGGAGAAUAUUCGCCACUGGUUUGAUGUAUGGCACAUGGCAAAGGGUGUGAAAAACAAACUGCUGACCAUGGGAAAGAAGAAAGGUUGUGAAGCAGUUGGAAAAUGGGCGCAGUCGAUCGCCAACCACCUCUAUUAUUGUGCUGCCUCAAGUGAGGGAAACGGUGACUUGGUUGUUGCAAAGUGGCGUUCAAUUAGGAACCAUGUUGUGAAUCGUCAUGAUGGCAAUGGUGACUUGUUUCCCAGAUGUCUUCAUGGACCGAUAGACAGAAACAAAAAAUGGAUAAAGGCUGGUGCAAAGGCCCACUAAGAGCUUUUACUAAUAACAGAACGCAAACGUUUCGUUGUGGAUAUCCGGAUGCUUUCACCCACUGAGCAGACAUCAGCCUUUGAGGCGCAGCACAAGGUGGUGUGUCAGUUUGCCCCAAAGUUCCUGAGUUUCUCCUAUGCAGUAAUGAAGCAAAGACUACACCUCGCUGCUUUGCAUUCUGUGGCAAAUGCAACCCGCACGCAGGCUGAGACCAGGCAGGGGGAAAAAAGAUACCGAAUCUCCUAUCCUAAGUACAAGGCUGGACACCAUGUGGUUAAAGCAGUUAAAAAGGAUUGCACUUAUGG
Messenger RNA from Dreissena polymorpha, 1666 nucleotides. RefSeq lists its product as uncharacterized. The record is from RefSeq and is a predicted model, not a curated record. Bases 780 to 1361 code for a protein of 193 amino acids. The transcript has 7 exons. NCBI's taxonomy places the organism in Eukaryota, Metazoa, Mollusca, Bivalvia, Myida, Dreissenidae.